AUGGGUAGCCUUUCUCCACGUCAAUCAAAGUAUUGUCUGUGCCGGAUCACUGAUCAGCCAGAAAAAGCUCGCUUGGGCAAUAGUGGCAGCGUUCCCGGCUUGAUGCCAGAGGAUCAUGAUGUUGCACACAUAUUACAGAAGAGAAGUUACAACAACCGAACUCUGUCCAACGAUAUUGCUCUUGUAAAACUGACCCACCCAGUUCAAUAUAAAGACCACAUCAAGCCGAUCUGCAUUUUGUUGCCGCCCCUAGAGGUUGAAGCUAAUGAGUUUAUUGGCACUGGUUGGCGGGUACCCCAGUUUCAGUUCUCAACUCAUGACCUCCGACCCAUAUUUAUGCAGCGGGUGAACAGCUCUGUUUGCACAGAGAAAACAGGAGAAGCGUUGAUCUCCAGCCAGUUCUGCGCUAAGAAUCCUAAUCCUGUGACUAUGGAGGGACCUGCUGGAGGUGCCCUCUACCGGAAGGUAGUCCUUAACGGUGUUGUGCGUGUCAUCCAGUUGGGUAUAGGAAGCUACAAUCAGCACGACUUCGGGGACACACGCAUCUUCACGGACGUCUUAAGCUUUUCCCCGUGGAUUCAGAAAGUUGUGACGAGUAGGGAUCCUAAAUCGCAGGAAUACGGAUAUUAAAAUGUCAUUCCCAUGCCAGUUACUUUGGUAGAAUUAAAUCUAUCC
Drosophila bipectinata is the source of this 675-nucleotide messenger RNA. The record is from RefSeq and is a predicted model, not a curated record. Lineage: Eukaryota; Metazoa; Arthropoda; Insecta; Diptera; Drosophilidae.